Messenger RNA from Pyrus x bretschneideri (Chinese white pear), 1376 nucleotides. Its product is annotated as FKBP12-interacting protein of 37 kDa. The transcript has 14 exons. Gene Ontology annotation, cellular component: nucleus. The record is from RefSeq and is a predicted model, not a curated record. The coding region runs from base 144 to 1151 and encodes 335 amino acids. Gene Ontology annotation, biological process: regulation of alternative mRNA splicing, via spliceosome. Lineage: Eukaryota; Viridiplantae; Streptophyta; Magnoliopsida; Rosales; Rosaceae.
CGCGCGCAGCUGAUAACUGCUCUUUCCCCCCAAACCCAAAACCCCUUUGUUUCCGAUCCGCUCUGCAACAAACGGCUUGUGCUUCCAGCUUCGCAGCUACAGUUCGCUUAUCAAGUUCUAGGGUUUUGAAGAUUUCAAAUUCCAUGGCUACCCAUGACGAUGAUGACUUCGGUGGCGAUUCUCCCAGUCCCAGGCGCGGUAAAAAGAGAAGCUUUGGCGAUGACGACUUAGAAUUUGAUCCUUUCGGCUCGAAACAGGGUAACUCUAAAGUUGAAGAGACUGCUCCUGGUGGUGCAACAGCUAUGAUUUUGACUCUUCGUGAGAGUCUUCAAAACUGUAAAGAUACUCUUGCAACAUGCCAAACAGAACUUGAAGCUGCAAAAUCUGAGAUUCAAAAGUGGCAUUCUUCAUUUCAGAAUGAACCCUGCUUAGCUUCUGGAACUUCUCCUGAUCCUAAACUGGUCAUCAAUUAUCUUCAGUCCCUGAAAAACUCCGAGGAGUCAUUGAAAGAACAGUUAGAGAAAGCAAAGAAAAAGGAAGCUGCGUUCAUUGUCACAUUUGCAAAACGGGAGCAGGAGAUAGCAGAGCUCAAGUCUGCAGUCCGGGAGCUUAAAGCUCAACUCAAGCCACCAUCAAUGCAGGCAAGAAGAUUGCUACUCGAUCCAGCAAUUCAUGAGGAGUUUACUCGUCUAAAGACUUUGGUUGAGGAGAAGGAAAAAAAGGUUAAGGAGUUGAAGGAAGAUAUCGAAGCUCUUUCAUUUACUGCGGCAAGUAAGAUGGGGAAGCAGUUAAUGGCUAAAUGUCGGACACUCCAAGAGGAAAAUGAGGAGAUUGGCAAUGAAGCUUCUGAGGGAAAGAUGCAUGAAUUAUCUAUGAAACUUGCGUUGCAAAAAUCCCAAAAUGCAGAACUCAGAAGUCAAUUUGAAGGGUUGCACCAACAUAUGGAGGGGCUCACAAAUGAUGUUGAAAGAUCAAAUGAAAUGGUGCGUAUCACGCAAGAGCAGCUAGAGGAGAAAGAUCGUGAAAUCAAACGGUUAAAGCAGGAGCUGGAGCAGAAGAGCUUGAUAGGGAAGGAGAAAGCAGAUCCACCUUCUGACGCUAAGAAAGCUAGCGACGAUGAUGAGAUGGUACCUGGAGAAGUCGACAGCUGAAGUAAGAAGAAGAAAAUUGUAGGACACAAUCAUCGUUUAUAAUCCUCAUUUUGUAUGUACAUUAACGUUCGAGUUUAUUUUUCGCUCAGAACAUUUUUGUUAUGUAAAAGUAACUAGUGAAACUUAGGCCGCCGUAAUCGAGGUUAAAGUUCUUAACGCUUAACGUGCAGUUGCAUGGUUCCAUAUCAUUCAUUCAUACAAAACGGAAUCGUUCUUGUUUUGUUA